AUGCAAGCUCUCAAGACCUGCGCUCCCCGGGCGCUGCGAUCUGCCUCCUCGCGGAGCUAUGCUACAGUGUCGUCGGCCUCGCCCUACGCCCAGACUCGGAACAACCUGAGAAUCAAUGCGGACACGAAACUACUCUUCCAGGGCUUUACGGGCAAGCAGGGCACAUUCCAUGCUCAGCAGGCGAUUGAGUAUGGCACCAAAGUCGUGGGAGGAACAAAUCCCAAGAGCGAGUUCUAUCACAUGCCUGACGAGGCUGGCUCUCAGCACCUCAACCUUCCCGUCUUCAAGAAUGUUUCAGACGGCGUGAAGGAAACUGGCGCCACAGCCAGUGUGAUCUUCGUCCCCCCUCCGUUAGCCGCAGCCGGAAUCAUGGAAGCUAUGGAAGCCGAGAUACCUCUUGUGGUCUGCAUUACUGAAGGCAUUCCCCAACACGACAUGCUCAGAGUCACCGAUGCACUGAAGACACAAAGCAAGACACGUCUUGUGGGCCCCAACUGUCCUGGUAUCAUCGCCCCCGGACAAUGCAAGAUCGGCAUCAUGCCUGGAUUCAUUCACAAGCGAGGACGAGUCGGCAUUGUUUCGAGAUCAGGCACCUUGACAUACGAAGCUGUCAACCAAACAACACAAGCAGGUCUUGGCCAGUCUUUGGUCGUGGGUAUCGGCGGUGACCCCUUCAGCGGCACUAACUUCAUUGACUGCUUGAAUGUGUUCAUGGAGGACGACGAAACGGAAGGAAUCAUCAUGAUUGGCGAAAUCGGAGGCAGCGCCGAAGAGGACGCUGCAGAAUUCUUGAAGAGCGAGAACAAGAAGAACAAACCCGCAGUCAGCUUUAUUGCUGGCAUCAGUGCUCCCCCCGGAAGACGUAUGGGCCAUGCUGGUGCCAUUGUAAGCGGCGGCAAGGGCGGUGCAGAGUCCAAGAUUUCUGCAUUGGAGUCCGCUGGUGUGGUCGUGGAACGGAGUCCAGCGAUGUUGGGCAAGUCGUUGCAUGCACAGUUUGUGAGCCGAGACCUCCUGUGA
Molecule: messenger RNA, 1017 nt
Organism: Cladophialophora yegresii CBS 114405
Lineage: Eukaryota; Fungi; Ascomycota; Eurotiomycetes; Chaetothyriales; Herpotrichiellaceae
Product: succinyl-CoA ligase [GDP-forming] subunit alpha, mitochondrial
Exons: 3
Coding region: 1-1017 (338 amino acids)
Biological process (GO): tricarboxylic acid cycle
Cellular component (GO): mitochondrion; succinate-CoA ligase complex (ADP-forming)
Molecular function (GO): succinate-CoA ligase (GDP-forming) activity; succinate-CoA ligase (ADP-forming) activity
Source: RefSeq, a predicted model, not a curated record